GCUCGAACUCGUUGGAAGUGGAUAGCUUACACCAGCUGCUCUGAUAGAACUUACAGCAAGAAGUGGACACUAACAGCAACACGCUGCUGGGAUUUUUCGUUAUUCCUUGGUCCAACCCGUGCUUGAAAGGCUAGACGCACAACUCACCCCUGCACAUGGCGGUAAGUUUGCUUUUACCCACGAGACACCUACAGUUGUCUGAGGUUACAGGGAACAUGAUUUACGUCUGAUCAGGUUUGGAAGAAUAAGCAGAAGUAGAAUGAAAGAUGGGAAACAAAGGAACAGAGUGAUCAAUAUGCACACUCCUCGUAAACGUAGUGGGAUUGUGGGGCAUAUGAAUUCAUGUAAAUCUGCUCUCUCUGCUGAAAAUCAACACAGUUUAACAUUGCAAUCUGCAGAGCACAUGAGCAGUUCAAUAUUGAGGAGUUUAUCAUAGGGAAUGAAUGCAUAACUAGAAAAUGUGCUAAAUAUGCAAUCUGUCUGAUGAGUUGCCCGCCUAUUUUUGAUGUCUGGAUAACAUUUAGAAAUAUCUGGGAUCGAUUAAAGGCACAAAGUGUCAGGUUUUGUCAAUCAAUAUUGGAAAUCAGGUCAAAUCUCAAAAGUCUGGAUGUGGAAAAAGCAGUUGAUGUGCAGGUAACAGUUAAUAGUGAGCUCAAUAUCUAGUAUCAGUGGUUGUGACCAAUAUCUUCAUUCUCAGUGUGCUGCGUGUAUCUAACACGUCUUGAUUAUCCCUUUAAUGCCUUUUGUAUCAUAUUUGAUACUACUUUUAUAUAUUUCUAUCAAAUCAAUAUGAUCAACAAAUUGCUUAAAAAAACACCUGAAUAUAGUCUGAUAAAUGAUAAAAAUGUCCUCUUGUUGUUUUUCAGUUUCCAAAAACAUCUAAUGUAUCAAACAAGAUAAAUAAAUACAUUUGUUAAAUUUUGAGGACAUUUUGAUUAUUUUGGUUUUCAGUAGUAAGUGAAAUGAACAUUUCAACUCCCCAAAACGUUUGAAUUUUCUGGCCAUAAUUUGUGGUGUCAGGCAUUAAAGGGUUAAAUCAUUAGAGGAAAAUAGUCAACUCUGAAAGAAACCUGGUCAGUAAAGAUAAUAAUGAAAUAAUCAUAUUUUUUUACAAUCUUGUUUUAUUAAUCUAUUUUUAUGUUUUAAACAGCACAUUACUAUUUGUGAUUUGUGUUAGAAAAUUGGUGUAAAAAGUGUGGACUGUAUCCAUUACAUCUGUCCCUCACAGUUUGUCAACACUAUCUUUCCACCUUGUUGAAAUUCAAUGUAAGCGAAGCUCUCAAUGAAUUUCAGUGUAGGUGAAGCUCAUAGAUUUGGAGUGCCUUCUCUUAAUGAGCUGCUGUGCUAUUUAUCCUGAGAGGUUUAUAUUUCCUUCCUUCCGAUUUACUGCCUCUUCAUGGCCUCUGACUCAUCCCUCCAGUCCCUCUCUGUUUCCCUUUUCUUGCUCCAAUCAGCGCUGAUCUUCAGGUUGGAUGAGCGGAAUGUGUCUACCUGAAGAUGAAUACCUCUCAGUGUGACUCUGCAGCCCUCAUGUACCACCUGACCACAGACCACAAGCCGAACACCAGCUGCAACAUCUCCUUGCCCCUGGCUAAUCGGACUGUGGGGGGCGGCGCCCUGCAGCUGCCAACGUUCACCAUGGCAGCCAAAGUUAGAGUCGUCAUCACCUGCAUUCUCUGCUGUGUAUCAGCCUUCUGCAACCUGGCGGUCCUGUGGGCGGCGCACUCUGAUAGGAAGCGGAAAUCCCACGUCAGGGUGCUGAUUAUCAACCUGACAGUGGCUGACCUGCUGGUCACCUUCAUUGUUAUGCCUGUGGAUGCUGUGUGGAACAUCACGGUCCAGUGGCUUGCAGGGGACUUUGCCUGCAGGUUUCUGAUGUUCCUCAAGCUACAGGCCAUGUACUCGUGCGCUUUUGUCACCGUAGUGAUCAGUCUGGACCGGCAGUCAGCCAUCCUGGACCCUCUGGCUAUCAGUAAGGCCAGGACAAGGAACAGAGUCAUGUUGAUCGUGGCAUGGAGUAUGAGUAUCCUGCUGUCAGUCCCUCAGGUAAGCUGUGGACAUGGGUCAGAGGUCAGCUCUGAUUUACAUUCAGCAAAAGAAGAAACAGGUUUUCAUGAAAAGCUGUCAAAGAGAAAGUGGUCUUUUCAUGCUUCAGGGAACAAGGACACUCUUGACUGGUUCAUAAAUAAUGCUUAUGAUAUUUGAGGCUGCCUGUCGUCCUCAAAUCACCAGCCUGAAAGAAACAAAGAAAAGCAAUCAGUGUUUCAUGCCAUUAUGCAAUUUUAAUGGUCUUUACAAAAAAAUGCAGAUUAUUUAUUCCUUUAAUCCAUCAUCUAUACCACUUAUCAUGAUCUCAGCUGUUGUAUGGUGAAAGAUGUGGUAGACCCAGGACCUGUCAUUAAGCACACAGACAGGGCCGGAUACAAAAAUAUGAUGUGAACUAUCCACCAACAUCCUAACCGCUCUAAUCGUCUCACAUAGGCUGAUGAUUAAAAUGUAUUUUUGUCCUUUUUUGUAAAGUUCAGUUAACACACGGGUCCAAACCUGGGGAAACACAAACUGGCACUGUUAAAUUCAAAGGGAUAAAAAAAAAAGACAAACACAUGAUUGUUUUGUGGAGGGGUAUACUUUAAUAGGAAAAAAAAAGUUAUAUAUUUACAUUAAAUAAAUGUUUUUUUUAUUUUUUUAUUUUCAGUUAUUCCUUUUUCACAAUGUUACCAUCGUCCAUCCGGAGGACUUCACUCAGUGUACCACCCUUGGAAGUUUUUCCUCUCAUUGGCAUGAGACAGCUUACAACAUGUUCACUUUCUCCUGCCUAUUCCUGCUGCCGCUGGUCAUCAUGAUCACCUGUUACACCAGGAUCUUCUGUGAGAUCUCAAAGCACCUGGGAAAAGGCAACUGUGAGUUCAGAUAUGGAAAAUGUGUGGAUAAUUUUAUUGAUUAGCUCUUGUGUGGAUAAGUGGCUGCACAGAAAGUUCCAUCUUCUUUAGCUUUAAGAAACAUCCAUGAAUGAACAAUCUUUGUUUAUAAAGCGCCAAAUCACAGCAAAUGUCAUCCCAAGAUACUUGACAAAGAGAGCAGGUCCAGACCUUACUCUGUGUUUUAUAAAUAAAGAUAUCCAUCAUGUUGUAAACAGCAAAUAGAAAGGAACAUUUUUGCCAUGGUGUCAACAAGCAGAGGUGAAAUACACCAGGCUCCUUCCUGCAUAUUAAUUAUGUCAUUUGUUUUGUGAUCAGAUUGUCUCGGCAACACGAGGUUGUUGAGAAAUCAGUUGUAACAAGAUUUCAACCAAUUAGAAUUUAGAUGCUGUGAUGAGGAAUUAUAAACUUUAAUUCAGUUUGGGUGUUUAAAAAUGCUUAAAAACAAGUGGAUAAAAAGGAUCUUUGACUUAAAAAAAGGUGAUUUUAUGUUAUGGUUUCAAUUUGCUUGACCUAGAUCUUAAGUUAGAUGAAAAUCUGUCUUAAUAAAAGAACUUAUCUGCUAGAAAUAUUAUAGUAUAUUUAAAACAAACUAACAAAUACAUAUAUAUGUAUUUGUACAUGCAUAUGUACUGACAUGAUUCAUGUGUACUGACAUCCAUUAGCAUUCUAAUUAUAUUUCAUUUCCAUCCUUUAUUCUGCUCAUAGCACUCCCAAAUGAAGUACACCUACGCCGGUCAAAGAAUAACAUCCCUAAAGCACGGAUGAGAACUCUUAAAAUGAGCAUUGUGAUUGUUUUGUCCUUCAUUAUAUGCUGGACGCCGUACUACCUGCUGGGUCUUUGGUACUGGUUCUUUCCAGACGACCUGAAGGGAAAGGUCUCACAGUCACUGACCCAUAUCCUGUUUAUCUUUGGGCUCAUCAACGCCUGUCUAGACCCCAUCAUCUACGGCCUUUUCACCAUUCACUUCAGCAAGGGGCUCCGGAAGUAUUACUGCAACAGCGCCUUGUCAUCAGAGCUGGAAAACAACACAGUGAUAACCGAAUCUUUGUCCUACACUGCCAACUCUUUGUCCUUCACUGCUAACUCUUUGCCAAUGAAAAGGGAGGUGAGUCCAAGCCAGGAAAGGUUCAUGUUGUUUAGUAACAGCAAAACAGAGUCUUCAUCACAGAGAAGCAGUUUUUUUAAUAUUGAUGCAGAGAGAGAUCCAGACUAGUCCGGCCCUGAGAGCAUUAUUUGAGGAGAGUACAGGCGGAGACUUAAAUCAUUUCUGUCAAUGUGUUAAAACCAAUUUAACUGUGUUAUGUGUUUGGUCAUUGUGAUACUUGACUGAUUCAUGUAAUGUUGGCUAGUUUUGUUGUUGUAUUGGCCAAAAGAAAAUAGAUGACUGCAAUUUGUCAGAAGAUGCUGAACUUUACAUCUGAGAAGAGUGCUCUUCAGAGAAGACACAGAUAACAUUACUAAAUAGACAAGCUUCUCGUUUUGGAGAAAUGGUCAGUGCUCUGUGAUUUGUAACCUGUGAUCAUCACAAAUUACAUGUUUCUACCAGGAUUUGAAGUGUCUUUGUAAAUGUGUUUCAGACAGUACAAAAGGUUCACACUCAAGAAAACCCAUCUGAAAAGAAAUAUUGAUGCAAUUUUGUUUUGCAUCGCAAUACCAAGUCAUUUCUGUGCUGGUCUGGUUUCUGUGUCUGCAGUGAGAGACAGAGUGAGGCCAAAAGAUCCCAGAGGAG
Xyrichtys novacula (pearly razorfish) is the source of this 4651-nucleotide messenger RNA. Lineage: Eukaryota; Metazoa; Chordata; Actinopteri; Labriformes; Labridae. The record is from the annotation of a GenBank genome assembly.